This is a messenger RNA of Papaver somniferum (opium poppy), 1075 nucleotides long. RefSeq lists its product as uncharacterized. Lineage: Eukaryota; Viridiplantae; Streptophyta; Magnoliopsida; Ranunculales; Papaveraceae. The coding region runs from base 36 to 764 and encodes 242 amino acids. The transcript is spliced from 2 exons. The record is from RefSeq and is a predicted model, not a curated record.
AGAAAAAAAGAGUUCUGUUAAAGAAAAAGAGUAGUAUGGGAAAGAUGGGAAUAUCCAGGGGAAAAUCUCCUCUUCAACUCUUUGCUUGCUCUUCUUCUGUGUUAGCAAUUGCAAUCUGCUUAUUUGUCACCACUGAGAUGGCAUCAGCAUGGAUUAAUAAAUGUCUUCCUGGCGAUUUAUUCAUCGACUCCAACCAGAUAGUCAGCCCGGCGAGUUGCGACAGUGGUUACUGUACAAAUUGGUGUCAAAACCUAUGUUCCGGAAUGGGAACUUUCGCCUCCCAAGAUAGGUGCCGUAUAACCCAAGGUGUCACUUCUUGUAAGUGUUGUUGUAAAAGACCAGGAGUAUAUCUUCCUCCAGAUGAUUCUGAUUGGGGAGGUCUUGGCCCAGGUCAAAAUAACAAUUGUUCCAGUGCACAAACAUUUCUAACGUUUAGACGCUCAGAUGGUAACGAUUGCAUGAGGCAAUCUAUAUGUGAUAGUGAAUGCAACAAGUUAGGACUUUUAUCUCAGAGGACAGAGUGCGUAGCAAAUAGUAAUGAUGUUCCUAAUAAUGUGUACAUCUGGUGGGAGCAGUGUUGUUGUGGAACAAACCCUCCACCUCCUCCUUCCUGUCUGUCGCCUCCCCCACCAUCUCCACCUCCACCUUCUCCUUCACCACCACCACCAUCGCCAUCACCUCCACCUCCAUGUCCACCACCGCCUCACACAGGAAUAGGGAUCGGGGGUGGAAUCAAGAUUCCAAUCCCACCACUUUUGGGAUAAUAUUAGUAAGAGGUGUAUCUAGAGGGGUGUGUAUUCAACCUAAGAGAAUAUUUAUGAAAGUAUGCGGGAAUAUCCUCGUAGUUGAGACAACGAUAUAGUCAUGUCAAUCAUCACCACCUGCAUCAGCAUGAACGGAAGAUCAGUAAUAUCACUGGAAGCUGUUUGCUCCGUUAUAGUUAGCUGCAACUAUAAAGGGAAAAGCAUCAACAAGAAUCAAAUAAGCAGCAUUUAUUAGGUAAUUUGUGUUUUUAUUUUUUAUUUUUCCUUGUUGUGCUUAUUUCUAUCCAAAUUAUUGUUGAUUCUAUUUCAGU